AUGCAAGGACUGGGUAGGAGUGGUGAUGUAGCAGUAAAAAUUGUUCAUGUCAGCGGACCAGCGGCCAUCAAUGUGUCUGUGGGACUCGGAGGAUUAGGCGCUGAAGGCCACAGUGUAAAAUCGAUAUCCAAUGGAGGAUCUUCUCAUUUUGGCAACUACUUCACUGUCCCUGGAGGUCCUGGGUGUUCAAAGAGUAAAUCUGAAUACAACCUAAGUCACCGCAAAGGAAUAAGACACCUGCAGAUGAGCAAAAUAGUUAAAGGUAAUCUGAUCGUUAUAUCAAUAAAAUUUAUGACUUCAUAGACGGACCCCAAUCAGAAGCAUUUACCAACCUGAGAAAAAUACGAAUACAUGCAAUGUUUGCACUGGCAAUAUUAACCUUCUGGCUGAAAACUGACUUCCAAAUAGGUUAGUAUUAUUACAAGGCGUUGAGUCUGGCUUGAAAAAAAUUAAUUUUAAGAGACAAUCAUCCAUCAAAUCUAGUAGCUAUGUAAAAGCUUCCUGCCGCUUAGCAUGAUCGGCUUAUCUACAUCUACUAAACACUUCGCAAAAAAAUCAUACCUCACGACUUUUUUUAACACCUUAAGUGUCAUUGUCUGAGAAAGUGUUCCAGGGGCCAAAAGUUGUGGUCAACCGAUUUGGCUGAAACUUGGCACAGAAGUUGGUUGCCAUGAGAUAUUUCAAAAGCCAAUCUGGCUCACUCUACUUUAAACACUUUUUUUGCCCCUUGCAAAAAAAAGCCUUUCAGGAGUCAUUUUGAAAGUGCCAUAAAACCCAACUGGUAAUUGUGCUGCCAAAUAAAUUUGACUAUGAACAUUAAUAUAAUAGAGCUUUCAUUUCAUGCAUGUAACUUUGCCCUCAAGGUAUUGGACAGAGAGGGAGCCUUUUUUGGCCAAAAUUAAUGUCAAAAUUACAACCCUUGCCAUUUUUCAAAAAAAUCAGUGUAUCUACCUUGCAGUACCUAUACCAUUAUUUACUUUAUUGACCCAAUUAUCAAAAUCACUUGAGAAAAAUUUGGCUUUCACGGUUUGUUGAUUUUUGUCAAAACACUGUCCAUCAUAAUUCAUGACAAACCAAACUGAAAAGCCCUGAUUCUGUAUUUGGUCAGUGAAAAUGAAUUGUUAAAGCCAAAUCAGUUUAAUUGUUUAGAAAUACUCCGAUUCUUACCUUACAAUUGCUCUUAAAGGCCUUUGAUUAGCACAAAAAAAUACCCUGAUUAAAACAAGAGUUAAUUUGUACUUUGAAAACCUAGCACCCAUUAAAUACCACAAAUGAUGAAGGCCUUACCUCGAUAUAACGACCUUUCUAAACGAUGCUUGAAUUUUUCAUUGAUUAAUAUUCAGUUUCAAGUCAUAAUUCUUCUCCGUUGCUCCAAGUAUGGAAAGUCUCUAUAUUUUGUCAGGCCUGAUUUUUAUUAUGAUUACAAGAUAAAGUUAGCUUAACGAAAGCAUUCGUUAGCAUAUAAUCUAAGUCUGUUAAUAGCCUGAACAUUUCUUGUAAAUACCCACCAGUAAAGGAGCAUGACCAUGCAUACAUAUACGUAUAGAUAUGCGAGCUGCAGUUUAUAGCAGUGUCGAUGUGACCCGUUAUUUCAGAGUCCUCUAGAGCGGAGUAAAUGAAACCAUCCGUCAAGAAGGAACGCACAGUUAGGAGAGCUGGAUAGUGAAACAAAAAACUUGUGUUGCUAAAUACAAUAACCAAACGAGGCCAGGGCAUUGAGAUGAUGCAAAAUCAACUGGCCCGCCAUUUUGGACAUAGGAGAGAGUUGGACCGAGGUCACGUUCUUCUUCCGUUUCGCGGGUAUGUUUUAUCAGGCGUAAGAAAUUCAAGGGUAAUUUCACGAUGGCACUUUGUUCCUUUGGAGGGGUAAGUGAUCAGUGCGGUGCCACCGCAUGGGCUCCGCACGAAACAGGAAUGGUUCCUUUAUUAUCCUGCGAGAAUGAUAUGACUGAAUGGUUGAAAAAAGUACAAGGGGUCAGGUGCGUCCGGGACAAGGAAGACCUGGUCAUACCAAACGUACAGGUGAUUCAAAAUAUCUGUUAGGGAUCAUACACGCGCAUAAAUGGCUUUUAUCGCAAUCCAGUGGACUCUUUUCUAUUGAAGAGAGACCACGAUAUUUUACGAUAUUGUCGUCUCAAAUUGUUUUCUUAUGACUGAUUGAAGAUUUCACGAGGUAAUUUACUUGAUUCUUGCGAAGAGAAACAAACAUUCAACAAAUUGUUCACAGGAAGGGCAAAGGGGUUGACUAAAAUUCUAACUUUGAAAGGUAAGAGCGCAGUUAUUUUAUUGCAGCAAUUUCUAUAACCAAAAACAACGAUAAGAAUAACUUGAAGUUGAAGGCUGUUUUUCGUCUGCUCGCUCUGUUUGUUUACAUUCAGCUUUACCUGUGCAGACGCUUAUCACGCAGUCACAAUUGGAGCGUGAAAGUUUCGUCUAAGAUAAGUGAACUUGAAAAAUCUUGGCAAACAUGCUGCAUCGAAGCUUUUCGAUGAAAUUGACAUUUUGAGUGGGAAAAUGUCUUGUUUCACGGAUAACUUUCUUGGUAACAAAAAUUAUUCGGAUACAUUUUUAAUUACUUAUAAUUAGUUAUUUUAGUAUGUAAAUAGAGGCGGUAUAAUUUUAGAUUCUUCGACUUAAAACCCGCCUUACUUAAAAAUCAAUGAGUCAGUUAAGGUUGCGCGACUCGUCGACUUGGUCCAUUCAUCGCACUCUCACGUCCAAGAUGAUACAAUAACAAUCACAUCGCGAGGCGUUUCAUGACUUUGUAUGGGGGUGCUUCAUAUCAACAUCAACACGAAAAAAGUUUAUCAUCCCGCUCUCCUAACUGUGGAUCCCUUCUGUGGUUUCACUUACUGAGCGCUAAAGUAUUUGGGAAAUCUGAUAGAUCGUGGGUCACCUAGAUGCUGAUCAUUGUGGCUCGUAUAUAUGUACACUGUAUCUACGUUUGGUCACGAUUCAUUACUGUUGCAAGAGCUAUUUAGGCUAUAAAAAACGUCAGACAAAGAUUAUCGGUUAACGAUCGUUUUGUAAGCUUACUUUAUCUAUUAAAAUAUGGCUUGGAAAAUUAUGGGGACUUUCCAUGCUUGCGGCAAUACAUGGAAAUAUGACCUGAAAAAUAUAAGUCAGAGAAAAACUCAAGUAUUUUUAUACGAAAGUAAGAACAUUGUCAUUUGUGCCCUAUGACUGGUACAGUCAACACUCUCGUAAGCGACCACCCUUGAUGCAGGACAAAGUGGUCGCUUAUGCUGAGAGGUGGUCAUCUACGGGAAAAAAAUAAGAAAUUAAGCUCAAACCGAAGUGAUUUGAACGUGAUUACAUAAAAUUAUUACCUAACAAGCAAAAACUCAGGCAAACAGACAACUGCCAACAAUGUCUCAAACCGAAUGGCGCUUAGAACUGUUGAAAAUUUGUACAUAACAUCUUUCAUCAAUGAUUCAAUCCAAUUUUACCUAUGGAUCGUAUUACAGCCUUUUUUGCUAGUCAACUGUUAUAAUCUGCGAGCACACUUGGUCAGCGCUUUUUGAAACUGAACUUUUGUGAUAUUUGAGCAAUGGUUUUCUUACAGUCGUACGUGAUCAUGCCGGGUGAUCGCUUACGAAAAGCCAGUUCGCUGUGACAAAGUUGGCUGUACUAGGUUUUCAAAGAAAAAAGUCACCCUUUUUUUGCCCAAUGAAAGGCCUUUUAAGAGCAAUUGUACGGUAAGAGUCGGGGUAAUUCUGAACAAUCAAACUGGUUUGGCUUUAACAAUUCAUUUUCACUUACCAAAUACAGAAUCAGGGCUUCAUGUCAACAGUUUGGUUUGUUUAUGGCAUUAACUAUGCUCAAAGUUCCAUUUUGCAGGGCCUUAGAGGGGCAUGGAGUGUUUGUGACAAAAAUUCAACAAACCGUGAUAAGCCAAAUUUUUCUCAAGUGAUUUUGAUAAUUGGGUCAAUAAAGUAAAUAAUGGUAUAGGUACGGAUGUUAUGCAAGAAGGCAGGUAGAUACACUGAUUUUUUGAAAAAUGGCAAUUUUGGGUUGUAAUUUUGACAUUAAUUUUGGCCAAACUCUAGCCCCAGGCUCCUCUCUGUCCAAUACCUUGAAGGCAAAGUUACAUGCAUGAAAUGAAAGCUCUAUUAUAGAAAUAUUCAUAGUCAAAUUCAUUUGGCAGCACAAUUUACCAGUUGGGUUUUAUGGCACUUUCAAAAUGACUCCUGAAAGGCUGGAUUUUUUGUACUCAAGGGGCAAAAAAUGAGACCCCCCCUGAAACUCUAGAACUUAAAGUCAGAGAAGUGAGCCAGAUUGGCUUUUGAAAUAUCUCAUGGCAACCAACUUCUGUGCCAAGUUUCAGCCAAAUCGGUUGACCACAAGUUUUGGCCCCUGGAACACUUUCUCAGACAAUGACACUUAAGUUAAAUUGAGCAUUGCUUUACGGAUUCAAUGUCCAUCAUACGACGAAAAACAAUAAACUAGCAACUUCUUAAGCUUCCAUAUAAAAUCAGGAGCGUAGCCAGGAUUUUUCAAAAGGGGGGUUACACUUUGUCAAAUAGAGUGUGCUCACCAGAUUUUCAUGUUGACCUCCACGCCUUGUUUUAUUUAACGUGGCAUAAAAGGGCUUACAAAGAUAGUGGACACGGGCACCCUAGGGCCCUCCCUGGUUACGCCUUUGAAAAAGCUAUUGUAGGACUUUUAGUCAAUCCAAGGUGAGGUAUCAUUCAAAAUCAUUUCAGGUGUGAAUGGCGUGUCUAACAGCUCUGGUCUUAAAGGUGGAGAGGGUGGAAUUCUUAUCAAUGGCUCUGGACCUUCAGGGAACAAGGGAGGAGGUAGCACUUCAGCAUUAGGAGGGAUUGGCUACGGAGCAGGAGGUGGAGGUGGAGGUGCACUGUACUUACACAGUGGAUCUCUAAUUUAUCCUGGAGGAAUGGGCGCUAAGGGUGUUGUCUACGUGGAAAUGCUACAUUCCGGUAUCAGUUAUAGUAUAUGUUCUCAAUUUGUUUUUCACAAUUGAAACUGUUUUACUUGAGACACCAAACCUUUGCUAUUGUAAGCAAAUAAUAGCAUACAAUGAAAAUUUCUUGUUAGACGAAUAUAACCAUCGUCCCAAUGGAGGAUUUCCAGACUUCUUGUCCUUUAAAUAAACAGUGACUUUUACCAUUUUUUCGAAAUCUUUUUUACUUCUUUCAUUUGUUCUAUUUGUUUCCAUUAGUUUAUUUUUGCAUAAAAAGUAUUAAAAUCCCGUUUCUCUCUACAGUCUGUUCAAGCCCAGCUCAUAUAGUCUUUGCAGUGGAAUCGCGUCAUUCUCAGAGCGAGUUUGAUGAACAGUUAACCUUCAUACAGCACAUUAUCAAGUCCUUUCAGAUAUCUCCUGAUAACGUCCGCGUUGCUUUGAUAACGUACGGGAAUGAAGUCUAUCUUCAAUUUGGAUUUCAUGACUUCAAGGACUCUAGCAACCUUUUGAAGGGGGUUGCCAGCAUCAUGAAUGAUUUUAAGGAGAGUUCAGAGGUGCAGUUCGCUAAACUGUACGAAACAGCGCUGAUAACCUUUGACGCCGAAGGAAGAACAAGUACACCAUUGUCUAGGGCGUUAAUUGUGUUUACUUUUGCUAAAAACGCCACUCAAAACGAUUCGAUGCACAACUUGGUGAGCAGCGCUGGGAAUAAAGGCAUUUUGAUGUCAGUAGUUGCAAUGAGAAACACGAGCAAAGAAGAAGACUUUCCGAGUCUGGUAGAGGACAAGCAAAACGUGUUUACUGGAGGAACGACUAAUAUCACAAACGACGUUCCUUGGAUUGUCGAUCUCAUUUGUCAAGGUAAAACAGUUUAUCGCCAAGAUCAGCGAUGCACCACUUGUAUAUAUAUAUAUAAGUCAAUGCUAAUCAUACUAAGAAAUAAUGCAAAACGAUAUUUCUCCUCUCUUAAUCAUUUGAUAGGACCAACAGCAAGAAAAUCUGACAUAAGCUCAACAAAUGUCAGUCUCGUUCCAUCAACGUUAGAAGUUGUAACAAGUUCCAGUUCAUCGAACGUUACAAGCCUGUACUGGCACACUCCGUCACUUUUUGGUACGAAAACGAAUACUUUUUUUCCCAACCCUCUAAAGGAAGGCUAAUGCAAAAGCUUCUGAAACUCACUAAGUUCCUCAAUUCGGUUAUAACGGUUCUUGCCAUGUUAUUUGAAAUUGUAUGAGCCUGAGCCUGUCUUGUUGCUAUGUAUUGAAGGACUAGCAUUUUGUAACAUUAGUGUAUCAUCCAAUAUUUCUCCUGUUUGAUUAUUUGUUACGUUAGCGUCUCGUGCACUGUAAGUUUUUUCUGUGUUCUGUUUUGAUUGUUUGUUACGUUACAGUCUCGCGCGCUGUUUUCUCUGUGUUGUGUUUGAUUGUUUGUUACGUAAAUACCUCUUGCAUGGUGUUCUCUGUAUUCAGUUAGAUUGCUUGUUACGUUAGUCUCUUGCGCACUGUUUGCUCUGUGUUCUGUUUUAUUGUGUGUUUUGUUAGUAUCUUGCACAUUGUUUUCUCUGUGUACUGUUUGAUUGUUUGUUACGUUAGUACCUCGAGCAAUGUUCGCUCUGUGUUCUCUUCUAUUGCUUGGUAGUAUCUCGCACAUUUUUUUACCCUUAGUUCGGUUUGAAAUUUUUGUUACGUUAGUAAAUCGCUCCCUUCUCACUUCUCUGUGUUCUCUUAGUAUCUCGCACUCUGUUUUUUCUUUGUUCGUUUGAUUGUUUGUUACGUUAGCAUCUCGCGCGUUGUUUUCUCUGUAUAUUGUUCGAUUGAUUGUUACGUUAGGUAAUUCUUGCAUACAGUUAGCUCUGUGUUCUGUUUGAUUGUUUGCUAAGUUAGGGUCUCGUGCACUGUUGUUUUAGUGUUUUGUUUAAUUUUUGUUUUCUAUGCGUAAUAGCUGAUUUGGGCUUCACCUAGAUCAACAUUCGCGGGAAAAAUAUCUUGAACUCAUAAUUUAUCUGCUUUUUAUCAUCGCCAGCUUGUGAAGUAAUACGCCGAGAUAAUUCAAUUGUUAGGGACUAUUACAUUAAACUAAUAGGGAGCACUUUCUCAAGCGAACUGAAAUUUAAAAAGGCUUAACUGUUGCCUUUCGUUCUGUUCCAGCCGAUAAUAUCUCCACAGAAACUGUUUACAGACACAAUUUUACAGUAGCGACCAUUACCGUGAGUGCAACUGUCCCUGUUAAGGCGACUACCCACAGUCAGAAUGGCAAUCAACGGACGGUGGAGAAACUUGAGGAAGGUAUUCCAAAUUGUGCGCAUGCAUUGACAUACCAAAUGUCUAAAUUUUAUAAACCUCUAGUAUAAAUUCCCUUUUUCUUUAAGAGCUAAUGGUAGAGAAUUCGUCUUUACAGAUCUUGAUGAUGUUUUAAAUUUUAAUGUUUUGUCGAUCGACCCGGGUGAUAUCGUCAAACUUAAGGUAAGUUUGUAUCAGUAUUCGAAAUAAUCACGAUUCCUUUGCUACCACACUUGCUGUGUCAUCAUGAGGACGUAAAUAAAAUGAAGUCAGCAAAGAUACGCCUAAGACUAGGCUUGAAUUUUCAAUUUUUUUGGUGGAACCUCGUCUCCUUUGAAAGAAACCUUAUAUGUCAACACAUGUUUUAGAAAACUCAGUUUUUUUUUAUAAUCAGGCAUAUGCUGUUUCCUAACAUAAGACAUGCCAUUUUUCAUGGCCUAGAGAACUUGUACUAUACGAAACCUUGUUGGCUCCCAAGCGUCCCGACAAUAGUGCUGUUACUUCAUCGAGGUCCUUGCUCAAUGCUAUACCUAUUGAUCAAAUAUAUGUAAUAUUCACUCGGAUUAUUACAAUGAUAGAUUUCUGAUCGAAUUAUCAGAAAAAAACGUCUCGUGUGAGCUGUUUAACUAUUCCACACAUCAUGCACUGAUUAACUCCAGCUCCUGUGGUUGAUGCCCUCUGAUCUUUUUAGGAGUCUAAGUGAUCGCUUUGAAGCUUAACCCUUUACGCCCUAAUAUCAGUAUGCAUAUUCUCCGUACUGUUCUCCGUACAUUUCCAAAGAGGCUGACAAGGAGAAUUUGUUUAAAAAUCAAGAAAUGCUUUAGUUGGUGAUCAUCUCCUCCAUUCUUAUGUUUGAUUUAGGGGUGGUAUAAUAAGGAGAUAUUAGAUGCUAGUCACUCUUAGAGGCUAAAGGAUUAAGGAGCUCAUUUUAGCCCCAUGUCGGGUAAAUGCGAAUGUUUUCUUACUUGGCUUGCAGAACUAUAUCAACUUAGCUGGCGACGUCCUCGCUGAGAGUCACAGGCUACCAAACGCCUCAGAGGCAAGUCUUACUUUUCGUACCAAUCUACAUUAGUCCUUAGACUAGUAAGACUACAAUCUACAUUGGGUCUUAGUCCUUAAUAGAGUUAAACAGUCUUAGUUAAAGAAGAUGUGCUCCCACGCGUUAGAGCUGGCGAAAAAAAUUAUUUAAAGAGAUAACGUCUAUGUAUCCGUCAGUAAGAGCUCUUCUCUAUUCUUUUACAUUAUCCUGGGUGACAGUUUGUCUUGCUAAAAGGGCAAAGAAUUAUUCAUUCUUGAUUUCUUUCAUGUGAUAUGUAAAGAAUCAAAACUUGCACGAUCACCACAUCAAAAUCAUGUGACCGGUUUUUAUGAAUCCUUUUGCCAAAUGGAUCUUUUGUGAUUGAUGGAAUAUGGCAUUGAUUUUGUAUUCUUUUGAAAUUCGUCAGCGCGGGAUAGAAUUUAAGUUAGUGCAAAAAUUUGAAGACAUCGGCCUCUCAUUGGCAGAAAAACUGGUACCGACAAGAGAUGGGUACAAAACUAUGGCUUUUUCCUCUGGGAAAGUAGGUGAGCAAUUUUCGUCAAUAUGUUUCUUUCCUUGCUCCGGUCACGGUGCGUGACGGACGGUGUUCACAAAUAUAGAAAAUCUGGGUAAAAGAAAAAAACACAGCUAACCCCUACAUCACUUUUUUUUUUAAUAUAUAUAUUUUGUUCUCUAGAAAUGGAAGUGGCGUCUAUCAACCUGACACAACUGGAACAGUUAAGUUUACCAGACAUCCGUAACAGCUCUUACAAAGGAAUUUCCUUGGAACAAAUUGGCAAAGUCGUAAUCCCUCUCGAGGCCUUUGCCUCUAAUACAUCAGGUACAUUAAUGAAGAAUCUUCCUUACAACGUGAUAAAUGCUGCUCCUUUGUCUGCAUGGUGAGAGGGAGAAUAUGUUGCAAAUGAAGAUUUCAACCGAUGACAUACAACGGUACCUGUAUGCAUUCCUUACGAUUUCUGAGAAUUUAAUGGAAGGUUGCGAAUCUUAAUUUUUGUUAAGGAAAAUAUCAUUGUGAUUUUGAAAGAUCAAAUCUUGCUCAAGGUUUUACAAAGCCUUUGCCAAAUUAACUUUGUCAAAAACCCUAACCCAUUUAUUGACCAGUUUGUGGGCUGAUAAAGAGCCCUGUUACGCUCAUUGACUCCAUUUCUGUGGUAACACCCAAGUUGUUUAGAGAAUGAUUUUGAAUUUAAAUUUUCCCCCCAAGUUUCAGUCACACAAAAUCGCAGACCAUGCUGCGAUGUAAAUUUGCUUCAACCACCUCUGAAUUGCCAAACAGCUAUUCGCAUUUAGUUCAUUGAAAUGCACGCUUCUGGAAUCGACUUAACGUCUUUUUAUACAGAGCUUGGACAGGCAGUGUGGAUAAUGUUCGAUCCAUUGACGGCUAUGAACAACUCUGCGUAAGUGGUUGACCGGCAUUUGGUAUGAUUUUUAGAUAAACUUUUCUUUCGCAGGCUGGAUUUUAGUUUUAAUGCAUUUUUUUUUUGGUCACUUUGAGAGCAAGAAGGAAUUUUUAGUGAAUGUUCCUUUGACAUUGAAAUUUUAAGAGAAAACUCCACCCAUUUAUUUCCAUACCAGAUCGAUUUCAUCGAGGAUUUUCAUGGAAAAUAAAGGAAAGCUAAAGACACUUUUUCUUUCCCACAGCGAAAGUACAGUGAGUACUCGUAUCAUGAAUGUCAUUGCACAACCGCAUCGCACGCAAGAGUUUGAGAAACCAGUGGAAAUGACGUUUUGGCCUGCUCAGGUAAAAAUUCUUAUCUGCAUAUAGGGGAUAUGUCACUUUUUGGUUCUUUAUCAAGGUUUUAAUUCCUCGCUGUUCUUUUCAUUUCGUAUCUCGACGUCUAGGCCAGUCAGAGUAAUGAACAUUGUGUAUUUUGGAAUCAGAGCGAGGAGUAAGUCUGAUUUACUUUUAGAGGAUAUGAGGGUCUUCCCACUUAUUAACUGACUGAUUGACCCAUUGUUUAACAAAUUACUGACUGACUUUGCCCGACUGACGUGCUGACUCAUUAAGCAACUCACGGUUAACUCACAGACAUGUAGAGAAAAUGCACCAUCUAGUAAUGUGGAUGCAUUUUUGGGUUUAUACACGUGACUCCCUGACUGGCCAGCUUGCUGACUGAACCACUCGCUCGCUCGCAGACUCACAGAAAAGUUAUAUAAAUGCAACCACAGACAGUACUGAUUCGUUUCCCCUCAAAGUUUACUAAAAUUGAAUUAUAUUCACUCAAUUCUAAUCUAGAAAUUACCACGGCAUCUGGUCGACAGCAGGUUGCCAAGUUGCUUAUAGAAACUAUUCUACAAUCACGUGCCAUUGUUAUCACUUAACUAGUUUUGCUGUCCUUACAAGGGUCACCCCACAUCAGGUAAACUAAUUAAACACAACCUUUUCUACAGCGCUAUCGUUCCUCUCCUUAAAUACUUAGGAAAAGGCAUGGAUCCAAAGAAAAAGAACUUGAAAGGCUGCGUAUUAUAAUCACCGUGUUUCAAUAAUGCCAGAGCGUCAGUAUCGCAGUUUCCUUAGCAUAAAAUAGCCCAGGAUACUAUCAUUUCCGACGCUUAAGAAUAUUAGUCCGUUACAGCUUCCCUUCAGCAAUUUAUCAAGUUGCUCUGACAUUUUGCUGGAACCGAUUUGUACUCUUGGGUAGAGAGGGGCUUCAUCCCUCUAACAAAUAAUCGUUUCCCAUGUUGUUGUUAUAUAUAUUUUGUAUUUUUUCCAAAGCCCAGCGAAAAACACGAACUAUCGCUGUCGAUCAUUACUUAUGUGGGAUGUGGUCUGUCAGUACUUGGAUGUCUUCUAACAAUCCUGACCUAUGCAUUCUUACCGUAAGUAUGCAGUCCGGCCGUACGAAAAUAUUGCAGUGGCAUAAAAAUCACGGUGCAACUUUCAUCACCCUCAAUUCGGUCUGCCUAAAAGUCUGACUCUAUCACUCCUUUGAAAUAGAGAAAUAGCCAUUAAAUUUAUUGGGUAAAUUCUAGGAUCAACGUUUCCAUCUCUUUCUCUUUUGGCUAAUCGUUAUCCUGUUUACAUAUUUUACAGGAGUCUUCGAUCGCAGAGAAUUCUUAUUCAUAUGAACUUGGUGAUUGCUAUUCUUUUGGCCCAAGUGUUGUUUUUGAUGGCAGUGUUUGCGGUGAGCCCGCAAACAUCAAGGGUAGGUUACUGCCGACAGUGUAAAAAAUCCCUGAAAGUAAUGUAAAGUAAGGAAAGCAAAUAAGAGCAUUUUUCUUGCAGUGAUUUCAUUAACUUGAUAUGGACACUCCACUAAACAAUGAUUAAAUUUUUAAGUUGAUAAGCGACAGAACUCGCACCUCGAAUUUUGGUUGAAAUUAAACCAGUCAUGGUUAUCCUUUACAAAUCCUAAAGGAAGCAUUCUGAUAUCAUGCUGUACUUAAUUUUUUCUUCAAAUGCUAAUCUCAUGAAGUAGAAUUUUUACUUAGCCAUGUGUAUAUUGCAGGUAGCCUGUUACGGGAUUGCAGUAGGCCUCUUUUUCUUCUUAUUAUGUGUAUUCUCGUGGAUGUUAGCCGAAGGCCUCCAUAUCUAUUUCAUGGUAGUCAGAGUCUUUGAUUCUGGGAGAACAAGGAAGCUUUUUUACUUGCUUAUAGGAUGGGGUAAGAAACUUUUAUUCGUUUACUUAUAUUUCUUCUCGUUUUUCUUUAUUUCUUUUUCGUUGGACGGAAUGCUGACUGUGAUAUUUAGAGUGUAUUACUCGUGUGACAAAGGCAUUUGUAUUAGCACAUUUUAAUACAAUUUUCGGUCCACAAGUCGAUGAACCUAAAUGGAGCAAAGAUGCCUGGCAAAGUAGGGAGUUUAAAUACGUCAGUAAAAACCGUGAAAUAAGCUCUCUGAGUUUAACCCGGCGCUUCGAUGGCAAAACGGCACCAAGUUAUGAAUGAUGGUUUUUAGCUAAUCACAGGAGCCUAUGGUUCCUGCUAAUCAUUAAUACUUUCAAUUAUUUUUCGAAAGGUUUUCCAUUUAUUGUUACUGUGGUUGUGGUUUCAUUUUUUCAAAGGGGACUUCUCUCCAGAGAUCUGUAAGUACAUUGUAAAGUACUUGUUGAUCAACAGAAACUACGCAAAUCUGCGCGGUAGGGGUUGCAGGGGAUAACGCGUUUAAUCCAAGUUUUAAUGCAUAAAUUAAUUGUCUAAAAAAUCAAAGCAGCGGAGUGAGAGAUUUAGCGAGUGACUGAAAUUUCCUUCCAUACCAAAACCUCAUAGUAUAACUGACGUCAGAACAUGACAUGAGGUAGAAAGGAAAAGUUAAUGUAAAUCGGCAAAAACGCCACGGCAUAAUCUUUAUCGAUAGUUAAAAGUGAUUAAUAUCUAUUUUUGGGCGAACUGUUUAUUAGGUUACUGAUUUUGAAAAUUCUUUCAUGUCCUGUUCGCAGAUGCUGGCUUUCAAUUGAGACUGGAGCCAUUUGGAGUUUUGUUGGUCCACUCAUCUUUGUCAUGCUGGUAUUUUACAACGUGAUCACCACUAUUUUUCUAACAUUAACGUUCAAUAACAUUCACUUUUAUAUUUACGGUUAAAUUGGUUACAUUCUGAGUGUUUCAUCUACCACUUUCAACCAUAUCUUUUAUUUCUCGUCAAUCUGCAGUUUAAUCUGGUCAUUGUAACCAUGGUGAUGAGUGUUACAUCUAAAAUGUUAAAUGAAGAGAGGCCAUCAAAUGUUAGGUAAACGAUAUAAUCUAACAUAGGUUUUUUCUUGUCUGUCUCUCUAUCGGUGGCAGUCUAGAUCUGCCUGCCUACUUGGCAGUCUAUGUGUCUGUGUGUCUGUCUGUCUGAGUGUCUGUCAGUCUGCCUGUGUCAGCCUGUAUCUGUCUGCAUUUGCCAAUAUAUAACCCAUAUCUUGUGUCUGUCUGUCUGUUUGUCUGUCCAUCUGUCCGUCUACCUGCCUGUCUGUCUGUCUUUCUCUCUACUGUCUUUCUGUCGGUCGGUCGGUCGGUCUGUCUGCCUGCCUGCCUGUCUGCCCGCCCGUCUGUCUGUGUGCCUGUCUGUAUGCCUGUCUAUCUUUCUGUCUGUUUGUCUAUCUGUCUUUCUAAAUGACUUUUAGCAUAUAUGUCUAUCCAUUUGUAUCGCUAUGGUCUGUCUCUGUCACCAUCUUCCAAUUUAUUCUUUUCUUUUGACUGUGUUACUUACCGAAGUGGACUUGCCUUUUACUCACGCCCAUGAUUGUUCAGUGAAAUUAUUAAUUACCGGUCUUUGCACAUGCAGUCGUUUGUUUAAUAAACUUUUCCUUAUUUGUACCUCAAAGGUCUUUGACAAAAGCCUUCGUCACCCUUCUUCCUAUUCUGGGUCUGACAUGGGUGUUUGGUCUUCUUGCUGUCAACAAUAACUCCAUAGUAUUUGAAUACCUUUUUGCAAUAUUCAAUUCCUCGCAGGUAAGAUGUUUUUAAGAGUAAACCAUGUUAACUGUUGCACUCGGUUAAAAUGAUAUACAUCGCAGAAAAAAGGCCUGCUAUAGAAUAACAGGACAAUGCAGCACAGUGUCUAAGAAACUCACGGCUAUUCCAGCCUUCGUCGGUUACCUCCCUGGCCUAUAUUCCCUUUCUCGAUCACAUUAUUUUCAUCCGGUCCACCAUCCAAUUAAUUCAUUCAUCUUAUCAUCUUUCCAUCUACGCAUGAUUUUUAGCGAAAUACUUCACACGUUAGUUACCGACACGGAAGCUUCGUCGUGUUUUCUGUGGUUCACGGCCUUUGUCUCAUUGCAAUUUUUAUCAAAGGAACCGUGGUUAUAUAGAGUAUUUUAUGCAUUUACCUAUCCGUCCAUCCGUUUUCCAAUGUAAAUAAUUCAUUUAUCUAGAAAACAAAUCUUUCCCACCAGGGCUUCCUCAUUUUUCUCUUCUACUGCUUGAAAAAUUCAGAGGUGAGUAGCAUUAAAUGUUUCGACUACAAAAGUAUUUGUGUCUCCAACUGACACCGACAACAGAGUUGAAAAACUAAGUAAACAGUGCAUCUUUUGUUUCUUUUGACGUAAUCUUGUGUCCAAAUUGAACUUAGGUUCGUAAAGAAUUUAAAAGGAAACUGCACAAUCUACGUGCGCAGAGGCAUCCCUCUUCUCAAAAUCCGUCGAACGCUCCAAGAUCUACGCCGGCAGAAAUUGAAGUGCCAGGACCUUGCCCUCAGCAGGAGAACAUAACACGAGAUAAGGGCUUUGAAACAAGACUAUGACCAUAUUUAUUUUGUCUUACUUACUUUCUAAAACAACUGAAGUAUUUACACGUUUCUUCACGACUUUUUAGCCCAAGCCAUUAGCCCAGUCUUUAAAAUGGAAGAUGUGAAAUAUGUUUCGUUGCUACUGCUGAUUUAUACGUGGAAGAACAUAAUUUUGACGAACUUGCCCUUGCUUGGCUGAACUUGAACAAACUACAGACAGAGACUACUUAAGUAUUUAUAGGUUAUCCUCGUCUAAACUCGAGAAAAGUCCCUCGUGGAUUUCUUUGAUAAGAUCAACAUACCGGUAAGACAGGCCACCUUUUGUAAAACGAGAUAGGAACUACACUGAUGAAAUUUGACGGAACGCCGCAAGAUCAAAUGAUUCCCAUAUGAGUCAAAGCAACUAUUAUUGUUAAAGCACCAGAUUUUAAAGGGGAAUUUUCGAACGUGGAGCAAGAAGGCAGCUAGAGUAAGGAUAGUUCUACAAAACAUAGCAUGG
Pocillopora meandrina is the source of this 14889-nucleotide messenger RNA. Lineage: Eukaryota; Metazoa; Cnidaria; Anthozoa; Scleractinia; Pocilloporidae. The record is from the annotation of a GenBank genome assembly.